This is a messenger RNA of Aphidius gifuensis, 2608 nucleotides long. RefSeq names its product phytoene desaturase-like. The record is from RefSeq and is a predicted model, not a curated record. NCBI's taxonomy places the organism in Eukaryota, Metazoa, Arthropoda, Insecta, Hymenoptera, Braconidae. The coding region runs from base 472 to 2064 and encodes 530 amino acids. The transcript is spliced from 2 exons. Gene Ontology annotation, molecular function: oxidoreductase activity. Gene Ontology annotation, biological process: carotenoid biosynthetic process.
AUAGGAAAAUGUACGACAACGAGAACGACUAACAUUCUUGUUCGGAUAACAAAGAAAAAAUUGUUUACUUCGCAUUUUAUUCUGUUAUAUAAGUUAAUAUGUUUAUAUAAGUUAAAAAAUAUAGAAAUAUGGGAGAAAAAAAGAGAGUAUAUAAAUAUGUCUUUCCAUGAAGAAUAAAAAAUCAUUUGUCGUAUGAUUUUUGAGACACAUCAUCGUGGUCCUACCGCAACAUUUUUAAAGUAUAAAAAAAAAAAAUUAAAGAGGAUAUAUCAGAUUGUGAUAAUCAGCUGACAUUGACAAGUGAAUAUAAUUAUUUGUAACUAUUAACCUACAAUAUCAUACAGUGAUCAAAGCAAAAUAGUAAAAGAUAAUAAAAAAUAUACUUGGUCAUAUAAGAGACGUUGUUUAUAAAAAAAAAAUUGUCUUUAUUGAAAUAUAAUUACGUAAUUUUCAUUGUAAAAUAAAUAAUAAAUGGCAAUUAAAAUUAUUAUUAUUGGAGCUGGAGCUGGAGGAACAGCAGCAGCUGCACGACUUAGUAAAAAAGGUUUUAAUGUUGAAGUUUAUGAAAAAAAUUCUUAUAAUGGUGGAAGAUGUUCAUUGAUUAAUCACAAUGGUCAUAGAUUUGAUCAAGGACCAUCAUUGUAUCUUUUGCCAAAAAUAUUUGAAGAAACAUUUCAAGAUUUGGGAGAGGAUAUUAAUAAUCACAUUGAAUUAUUAAAAUGUCCAUCAAAUUAUAGUGUACAUUUUCAUGAUGGUAAAGUAUUUGAACUGACAACUGAUUUAUCAAAAUUAUCAACUGAAUUGGAAAAAUACGAAGGAGAUAAAGAAUCAACAUUAAUAAAUUUUUUUAAUUUUCUAAAAGAGGCACAUAUUCAUUAUAAAAAGGGUAUUAAUGUUGCAUUAAAAAUAGAUUUUCAAAAUUGGUAUAAUUUUUUUAAUCCAAAAUAUUUACCUCUUGUUAUGAAACUUCAUAUUUUUGACAAUGUUUAUAAUAGAAUUUCUAAAUAUUUUAAAAGUGAUUAUAUGAGAAAAGCAUUUACAUUUCAAACAAUGUAUUUGGGCAUGUCACCGUAUGAUGCAGCUGCUCCCUAUAAUUUAUUACAAUAUACAGAAUUGGCUGAGGGAAUAUGGUAUCCAAAAGGUGGAUUUAAUAAAGUACUACAAAGUCUUGAAAAUAUUGCAAUAAAACAUGGAGCCGAGUUUAAUUACAACAGUGAUGUCAAGGAAAUACUUAUCGAUGAUAAUGGUGUUGCUAAAGGAAUAAAAUUACAAAAUGGGAGUAUAAUAGAUAGUGAUAUUGUCAUUUGUAAUGCUGAUCUUGUUUAUGCAUAUAAUAAAUUAUUGCCAAAUACACCAUAUGCUGAUAAACUUGGCAAACAAAAAUUGACAUCAUCAUCAAUAUCAUUCUACUGGUCAAUGAAAAAAAUAAUACCACAAUUAAAUAUGCAUAAUAUAUUUUUAUCUGAAAACUAUAAAGAAAGUUUUGAUCAAAUAUUUAAAGAUCAUAAAUUGCCAGAUGAGCCAUCAUUUUAUGUUAAUGCACCAAGUCGUCUUGAUCCAACAGCAGCACCAGAAGGCAAAGAUAGUAUUGUUAUUCUUGUACCAGUUGGUCAUUUAACAAAUAAGCCAAAUAUUAAUUUUGAUAAUGUAGUCAACACAGCUAGACAACAAGUUAUUGAAAUAAUGGAAAAACGAUUAAAAAUAACAAAUCUACGAAGUCUUAUUGAACAUGAAAUUGUUAAUGAUCCUAGAACUUGGCAGAGUGAAUUUAAUUUAUGGAAAGGAUCUAUACUUGGAUUGUCACAUUCAAUAUUUCAAAUAUGCUGGUUUAGACCCAGUUUAAAAUGUAAAAUAUUUGAUAAUUUAUAUUUUGUUGGUGCAUCAGCACAACCUGGUACAGGUGUACCAUUAGUUUUAUGUGGGGCAAAAUUAUUAGAAAAUCAAAUAUGCAAUAAAUAUUUAUCAAAUGACGAUAAAAAAAAAGCUAUAAAAUCAUCAAGUAAAUUUAUAACUUAUAUUUUUAGCUUAUUUAUUUUUAUUAUUUGUGCUUAUUUAUUCAUAUAAAUAAAAAUUUGACAUUCCUAAAUGUUUAUUUUUUUAUUAAUCUAUUGUAAUAAAAUUUUGAUACUUAUUUAGUAAUUAACAAAUAUAUAAAUCUAUUGAAAAAAAAUAAAUAAUCUUCAAAAUGUUCUUUUUCUUUAUUAAAAACAAAAAAAAAAAAAAAUAUUUUCACCUAAAUCUUAUUAAUAUCUUAUGAUUUUUAUAUGAUUGACAUGUUAUCUUUCGACAGCUUGUUUUUUUCCUCCAAGUGUAGAUAAUUUAAUAAUCGAAUAAGUAUUCAUUGAUGCAUGUCGUAAUAAAUUUAAUAAACUAUUUCACCAUUGAAAAAUAACUUUAAAUUAUAUAAUUCUAUGAAAUAUUUUAUUAUGCGCAUUUAUUCAAUCAGUACUUAUAUGCGUAUUAAAAAAAAAAUCUUUUUUUAUUAAACAAUAAAUAUUUCCAAAUAUAUAUGUUUGACAUAACAUAAAAAAAUCAUCAAAUGAUAGAAUGGCAAUUGUUUUUGUCAAAAGUAAAUAUAAGGUCAAAAAAGUUGAAAAAAAAAAAAUAA